AUGUAUCAAACAUUAGCAAGGACUAGCCGACGGUAUCUUUCAAAACUACCAGAUAAGACAUCCACGCUCGCUAAAUUCAAUUUCCCUUUGGCAACAAGUACCAUAAAAUCCGUCACUGAAAAUAUCCAUGAGUUUAUAAAUCACAAACAAAAAGUCACCUUAAAUGGGCAUAUACAUCGAAAAGCCAGAAUACGGCCAACUUUGAGCUUUGGUUUCCUACGUGACUGCAAUGGGGAGGUUGUCCAAUUUGUUGCCAAUGCUGCAACAAAUGACAAGGUUAUGGACACAAUGAAGAAACUCACAGUUGAGGAAUCAGUUAGCAUUACCGGAUUUGCACAACAAAAACAAUUGAGAAAAGGCGAAACAGAGAGCUGGGAGUUGGCACUAGAAGAUAUUCAAAUACUAAACCUGUCAAACAUUGAUGCUCCAAGACUAGAAAAACUAAAGCAAGCCCGACCAGAAGAUCUCCCACCUCAAUUUAGAUACUUGCAACUACGUACCCCAUUUUAUCAAAAUGCUUUACGUGUGAGAAGUAAAAUUGCUCAACUAAUCCGUAAAGUGCUUGUUGAUGGCCACGAUUUUGUUGAGAUUGAAACCCCUUUGCUAUUUAAAUCAACACCAGAAGGUGCAAGAGAAUUUCUUGUCCCUACGAGGUCGCCAAACCAAUUCUACGCAUUACCUCAAUCUCCACAGCAGUACAAGCAAAUUCUCAUGAGCUCUGGAUUCACAAAGUACUUUCAAAUUGCCAAGUGUUUUAGGGAUGAGGAUUUGAGAUCUGAUAGACAACCAGAGUUCACUCAAGUUGAUUUGGAGAUGAGCUUUGUGAAUAGCUCAGACCAGGUAAUGAGAGUUGUUGAGGAUGUGGUGUUGAGUAUCUGGGGAAAAAUCAAGCAAACAAGUAUGUACACGUUGAAUGAAAGCGGAGAACUAGUUGAAACUGAACUGGACGCCAACGCUACCCGCUUGUCAAAGUUAGACUAUUUAACAGCUUUGCAAAAGUAUGGAAUUGAUAAGCCAGAUUUAAGAUCCAAAAUCUCAUUCGAAAGUCUUGAAGACUUUUUUGUUGCGACAGAGAACAAUGACUUUCCAGUUGUCGAAGCAUGUGUUUUGAGAGGAGCAUUUGACCCAAAGCUUCAACCAUCGAAACCACCAAAGUCUCUCACUAGUGAGUUAAAUUAUUCUCGAAGAAGGCCCUAUGUAUUCAUUAUCAAGUCUGAAAAUGAUACGAAAACCUGGUACGAGCAACUUGUAAAGAAGGGGUUCAUGAGAAACAAGGGCAAUUUAAGUGAGGAUAAUCUUUGUCGUCGCUUAAGCUUGAACCCGGGUGAUAUUUUAGCUGUUUCAAGUAGAUCGCAUCUACCAUAUGAAAACCCAACUCCUUUGGGCAAGUUUAGACAAUUGGCAAUAUUGGAAUUUCCUGGAAAAUGGCAGCGUCCAAUUCGAAGAGGAAACGACUUGGUCGAUUCUUACAAUUCCGAUGAAACUGUUGUUGGAACAUGGGUUGUUGAUUUCCCACUUUUCAAUCCAGUUGAAGUAUCAGAAGAUACUAAUGCACCAUAUCCAAAAUAUGACAAAAGCCAGUUGGAAUCCACGCAUCAUCCGUUCACAAUGUGCAAAUCAGAAGAUUAUAACUUAUUAGAAACCGCUCCUUUAAAAGUAAAGGGCGAGCAUUACGACUUGGUGGUCAACGGAGUUGAGGUAGGAGGCGGAUCAAGAAGAAUCCACGAUGCGGCAUUGCAGCAAUACAUAUUUGAGGAAGUUUUACACGUAAAGAAUUAUCAGCAGCUAUUUGGUCAUUUGUUGAAAGCUUUGAGCAUGGGCUGCCCCCCUCAUGCUGGGUUGGCUAUGGGGUUCGAUAGGCUAUGUGCUAUGGUGGUUGGCACUUCCAGUAUAAAGGAUGUCAUUGCGUUCCCAAAAAACCAAUCGGGAUCGGACAGAGUUGUUGAGAGUCCUACUACUGUUGAUGAAAAAACAUUGAAUGAGUAUUUCAUUACUACAAUAGAUUCCUGUAAAUAG
Lodderomyces theae is the source of this 2016-nucleotide messenger RNA. Its product is annotated as aspartate--tRNA ligase. Gene Ontology annotation, cellular component: cytoplasm; mitochondrion. Bases 1 to 2016 code for a protein of 671 amino acids. The transcript has a single exon. The record is from RefSeq and is a predicted model, not a curated record. Lineage: Eukaryota; Fungi; Ascomycota; Pichiomycetes; Serinales; Debaryomycetaceae. Gene Ontology annotation, biological process: aspartyl-tRNA aminoacylation. Gene Ontology annotation, molecular function: ATP binding; aspartate-tRNA ligase activity.